Molecule: messenger RNA, 4490 nt
Organism: Ctenopharyngodon idella (grass carp)
Lineage: Eukaryota; Metazoa; Chordata; Actinopteri; Cypriniformes; Xenocyprididae
Gene: plcd3a
Product: phospholipase C, delta 3a
Exons: 15
Coding region: 437-2797 (786 amino acids)
Biological process (GO): lipid metabolic process; intracellular signal transduction
Molecular function (GO): phosphatidylinositol-4,5-bisphosphate phospholipase C activity; calcium ion binding
Source: RefSeq, a predicted model, not a curated record
AUGGUCUAAAUUCAGACAGCGUCGUUUUUUUUAUUUUUGUUUGCAACAGUACUCUCCAAAGACUAUUGUUUACUGCUACAUUAAAAUAGGCUAAAAACAAAAGUAAAAACCAAUUACACAGUCUAGCUCUCUAUUCAGAUAGUUUGCCUUGAAGCAGAGGCUGUGACACAGUAAGUGUGUCACAGUGUGAGUGAGUGACUCGUGUUCAUCAGCGAAAUAUUUAUCGCUCCUCGACGGACUCGAGUUACGCGCUGCGCUUUUAGAAGCGUCAAGUGUUAGGACACGCGUCACAGCAGCAGCGUUGAUUUCACAUGCAUUGACAGACAGAUUUAAACGCAUACUUCAGAACUUUUUUGUCUACUGAUUAUUCACAUUUACCACCUGGUUCAAGACGGUUAUAAGGAGCACUGCCUGGAACCGACGGAAUAUAUUCAACAUGUUGGGGAGAAAGAAGAAACCAGAGCCCGUUCAGACUGAAACUAAAGCGUUCGAGUCGAAAACCCACGAUCCGCUUCGGAGGCUUGGUGUUUUGGACGAUGAAGAUGUGCGUGUGAUGCUGCAGGGAUCAAAGAUGGUGAAGGUUCGGUCUCAGCGUUGGAAGAAGGACCGGAGCCUGAAGCUUCUGGAGGACUGUGUGACGGUGUGGUGUGAGUCCAGCAAAACCUCCCGCAAGGGCAAGAGACAGCAGACCUUCUCUGUGACGGAGGUGGAGUGUGUGCGGGAGGGCUGUCAGUCGGAGUGUCUGCGACGGAUGGCAGGUCUGGUUCCAGAGAAACACUGCUUCACUGUGGUCUUCCGUGGGGGAAGGAAAAGCCUGGAUCUGUGCUGCCCCACACAGGAGGAAGCGGAGUGCUGGGUCCGAGGCAUUCGCACACUCAAAGACCGAGUCUCCAACAUGAGUCAGAAAGAAAAGCUGGACCAUUGGAUUCGAAGCUAUCUGAGACAUGCGGAUCAGAACCAGGAUGGGAAGAUGAGCUACGACGAGGUGAAACAUCUGCUACAGCUGAUCAACAUUGACCUGAACGAACAGUAUGCUCGUACCCUCUUUAAGAAGUGUGAUCGUUCCUGUGACGGCCGGCUGGAUCACGUGGAGAUUGAGGAGUUCUGUCGUGAGCUGAUGCGCAGGCCGGAGCUGGACGCGGUGUUCAGGCAUUAUUCCGGUAACGGAUGUGUGCUCACCACCUUGGAGCUGCGGGAUUUUCUUGGAGACCAGGGCGAGGACGCAUCACUGGCCCAUGCGAAGAGUCUCAUCCACACCUAUGAGCUCAACAACUGGGCCCAGAAGAAUCUGUUCAUGACCCAGAACGGUUUCACCAUGUACAUGCUCUCGAAAGAGAACGAUGUGUUUAACCCGGAUCACGCUCACGUGUAUCAGGACAUGAGCAGACCACUGGCUCACUACUACAUCUCUUCCUCUCAUAAUACAUACCUGACUAAAGACCAAGUGACCAGCGCCAGCAGCACUGAGCCUUAUAUCAGAGCUCUGCAUCAGGGCUGUCGAUGUGUUGAGCUGGACUGCUGGGAUGGUGAUAAAGGAGAGCCCAUGAUCUUCCACGGACACACGCUCACCUCCAAAGUGCUCUUUAAAGAAGUCAUCGAGACCAUCGCUCAGUACGCCUUCAAGGCAUCUCCAUAUCCUCUGAUCUUGUCCCUGGAGAAUCACUGCUCAGUGGAGCAGCAGGCGGUCAUGGCGCAGCACCUUCGCUCCAUUCUGGGCAAAAAGCUCCUGAAGAAGCCACUUAAUGAGCUGCCCCUCAAACAGCUGCCCUCGCCUGAGGAGUUGAUGGGGCGGAUCCUUCUGAAAGGGAAGAAGUUGAAUGGUCUGCUGGGGAAGACUGACAGCUGGAUUAGCUUCUCAAAUAGCUCAGAUGAAGAUCCUGCUGCGGGAGGGGGCGGGAACAAAAAGGAAUCCAAAAAGGAUCCUGUAAGGUCUGUGAGCACUAAACUGAGUCCAGAGCUGUCAGAUAUGGUGGUGUAUUGUCAGAGUGCGCCCUUCAGUGGUUUCGAGACAGCCAAUCAGAGACCUCCUACCGUAAUGUCCUCUUUCUCUGAAAAUGAGGCACUUAAACUCAUCAAAGACUCGGGGAAAAUGUUUGUUCGACACAACAGUCGGCAGCUGAGCAGGAUUUACCCAUCAGGCCAGAGAUUACAAUCCUCCAACUACGACCCUCAGGACAUGUGGAACGCGGGCUGCCAGAUGGUGGCUCUGAACUUCCAGACACCGGGAGAGCAGAUGGAUCUGAACCAGGGCCGCUUUCUGCCCAACGGGCGCUGUGGGUACGUGCUCAAACCUGACUUCCUGUGUCACCCGAAGUCCGACUUUGACCCUGAGAACACAGGUGGAGGACCAGGACACAUACCCACACAACUUACCAUACGGGUGAUUUCUGCUCAGCAACUUCCUAAAAUAAACACUGACAAGCCCAACUCCAUUGUGGACCCGCAGGUCUGGGUGGAGAUUCAUGGAGUUUCCAUCGAUAAGGCUCGUGCCAAAACCCAGCGCAUUGACAACAAUGGUUUCAACCCCCGCUGGGAUUGUACUGUGAGUUUUCAGCUGCAGGUGCCUGAACUGGCCUUGGUGCGUUUCAUGGUGGAAGAUCACGACCACAAAGCUAAGAACGAUUUUAUUGGCCAAUUCACCCUCCCCUUCACCAGCCUGCGAACAGGUUAUCGUCAUGUUCACCUGCUAAAAGCAGACGGCUCCAGUCUGUCUCCUGCCACCCUCUUCAUUCAUGUCAAGGUUGUACGGAGGGGAGUUCCUAUUAAAACCGUUUCUGAGCGGAUAGGCAAAGCCUGAUGCUUCUGUCAUACAGUAGUUCCUGGAAAUGUUUAUUUCCUGAAGUACAAUACCUUACUGAAGGAAAAGCCACUGAGCCGGGCUCUUGAGGUGCUGCGACUCUUCAGAAUUAGACCACCUGAAACAUGUGACAUUGGAUGUACAUGGACAAACUACAGUCUCAAGAAUGUCAGUGUUGACCUAAAGUGCAUUUGGCUUUUGUAUUGUGAAUCUGUGGUGUUGUCUGCAGAGCAGAGCGUCUAACAUGUUAAAAACAUGUUACAAUCGAAGCUAAAUAUGUUAGAAAGUCAGUAUUUUUAGAAGUUACAAGUCAGUGUUGUUUAUAGAGUCUGUUUCCAUUGAGACACAGAAUUCUAUUGAGUCUAUGUGAGCCUUUAAUUUAGAAUAUUUAACGCUUUUUAUGAUAAUUUAAUACUUUAAUUGAAUUUAAACUAGUUUUGAGAUGCUGGACAAGAAUUGUAUGUGCAUGUAGACAGAAAUGAUCUUCUGUCUUUAAUUGUUUUAAUGUUUGAAUAUUGUAAUUGUGUUGGAGGUUUUGAUAUGCUGAAUACUGACAAGAUAAAGAAAGUGUAGGAAAAAAAAAACAUUGAAAGGAUACUGGAAGCAUAGCAAGUUUAUGGACUGUUUAGUAAGGUUUAUGACUGAUUAAUUUUUUAAACACCAUCGGUGUUCCAAUUGACCCUUCGCAAAGACCCGCCCCCCUUAGUUACUAUUGCUUUGUCCGACAAGCCAUGGCGCUGUCACGCCACACAGAGUGAAAAAUACAUCGCGGAGCAAAGAGGGCACUGACAACACGUCGACAGACAAGACAGAGCAGGUUACUUAUGAUAUUAAACAAAGUCCCAGCUUUCAAAAUGUGUAAUUUUUUAAAGAAAUUCGAACAAUAAAAACCGUUUUGUGUAGCGCCUCAGCUCAAGCGGCUCGUGAACCGACCAUUUCUUCCUACUAGUUAAUUCAUAUCAUCAAAUAAACAUGAAUGAACAUGAGCAGCAAUGAUGUUUCAAACGCGGAAAGACAUCAGUACACACCAUUUUUCAAGUUCAAGUCCACCGAGGUUAAUCUACUAACUCCUGACUGCUUUGUCGGACAAAAUGGCGGAUUCGGCGUUAUGAUUGGUUAGAUCGCUUGUCAAUCAAACUCCCGGCGAAGGGUCAAUUAGAAAAUUCUGAGAAAUAAUAUAUCUACAUAUUUUUUAAAUAACUAUGACUAAUGAUGAAAUCUGUGUUUAACAUAAUGUCUGAGACAGAAGAUUUUAUCAUUAAACCUAAAAGCAAGCAUUGUAAAUGUUCAGUGUCCUAAGGUGUCUAAAUUACACCACUUGACCAGUGCUUUGCUUAAGGUGCAGGCAACUAUAGCACUUGUUCCUAGAUUUUAUGGCUAAGAUUGUUGAAUCAUGGUUGAGUUAUAGAGUUCACAAAGGUCUGUGUUUUGCACUAGGCUAUGAUAAUUAAUUUUUAUAUGAUAUGUAAUAAUGUAAUAUCAACUGCUUCUUUGUAAACGUGUUUUAAUUGUAUUUUCUGUUUCACAGUAGAAAACAGACUGUCCCUUGAUCUUAAUGUCUUACUUGUUGUCCAUACAGUACUGUGUGUGUGUGUGUGUGUGUGUGUGUGUGUGUGUGUGUACAUGCAUAUUUUCAUAUGUUGUAUUUAAAUAGAUAAUCAGUAAUUAAAUAAAUUAAUAUUUGCAUAGCUAA